This is a messenger RNA of Magnolia sinica, 6374 nucleotides long. RefSeq lists its product as uncharacterized. The record is from RefSeq and is a predicted model, not a curated record. The transcript has 8 exons. Gene Ontology annotation, biological process: nuclear-transcribed mRNA catabolic process, nonsense-mediated decay. Lineage: Eukaryota; Viridiplantae; Streptophyta; Magnoliopsida; Magnoliales; Magnoliaceae. Bases 173 to 3868 code for a protein of 1231 amino acids.
CAGUGACUACAAUCUGAUCAGUUCAAUUUUAAUUUGAAUUACUUGCACUUUGUCCGAGUUCCAAGUACUGCAUAUCAUCCACCAGACUCCGCCAGAGUAUCAAUGCUCUACCCCGUCUUCCUCUCCUCCUAAUUAAUUAAAACAAAAACAUCUUCCUCCUCUCAUUCUUUCUAUGGAGCUUCCUACUUCCUCCUCGCUUCGUUUCCUAGUCCGACAGUCUCCUUCUUCUUCUACAACUCCCUCAAACCCUAAUUCCCAAAAACCAUCCUCUCUUCGCCUCUCCUCCCUUUCUCACUCUUCCAGUCUCUUAACGUCGUCUUCGUCGUCCUCGUCUUCCUCCCAAUCACAAUCUCCCUCUCUGGAAGGCGUCGUCGUGAUAGGUUUCAUCGGCCGCAGAUCUGAUGACACAUCCCAGCUGAUCAACCGCAUCCUCGACGGCAAUGUAUUCGGCUCGGGCAAUCUCGAUAGGGAUCUCGCUUCCGGUUUCCACAAACUCCAAUUGGAAGAGGAGGAAACGGGCCCUCGGCUACGGCCGCAUCCCAGGAUCGGUUAUUACUACGAAGAGGAGAAAGGGAUUGUCUUCUUGCAGUUUGAGCCAUCCUUCUCGCCCUCCACUUCGCUGUGCUCAAUUACAGAUGGCUCGUCGUCUUUAGCUGCUGACGGGAGGGAGGUGUGUUUAUAUUCGGUUUUGGAGGAGCAGGAUUCAGACGAUCUCCUCGGGAUGCUAGUCAUGUUCUCAGUUUGCCAUGCAAUCAUAUAUCUUACUGAGGGCUUGCGCUUCGAUACCCAAAUCUUGAAGAAGUUUCGAAUGUUACAAGCUGCAAAGCAUACUAUGGCUCCAUUUGUGAAAUCCCAUAUUGCACCGAUGUUGACCUCCAAGGCUACUUCUCUAUCCUCGCAAACAUCUGUUCAAACAAGCUCUUCCAACAGUUCUCCUCCUGCAAGAGGUGGUGGCAUCAUGGGUCGUCAUGCUUCAGCCAUUUCACUCAUGUCAGGUUCAGGUUCAUAUCCCUCUUUGUUUCCAGGCCAGUGUUCACCUGCGGUUCUUUUUGUUUUUCUAGAUGACUUCUCAGAUGGCCCGAUCCCUGGGCACCAUGGGAUGGAUUCGGCAGAUGCCUCUUCAGUGGAUCAAUCUUCUGCUGUGAGUGGCUUACCUAGGCCAGGUUUGCCUGCAAAUGGUUCUAGUUCUGUCGUAAUGUUAGCUCGCUCGAUGAGUAAAGCUGAAGGUAGUUUCAGGAAGAAACUACAGUCAUCUCUUGAGGCACAGAUCCGGUUUUUGAUUAAGAAAUGCCGUACGCUAGCAGGCAGUGAGGUCAGCCAUUCUGUGUCUAGAGGUGGGACCAAUAUGAGUUCCUCACCUUUGUUCUCCCUUGACGCUUCACGGGCUGUUGUGCUGCUGGACAGGGCAGCAAACCGCAAAGGUGAAUCUCUGGAUAUUGCUAUGGGUAUUGUUGAGGAGGUUUUCAGUGGGAAUGUAGCCUCGGAUAUUCUGUUGCUUGAAAAUCAUUGCCAGAGCUCAAAUAAAGAGGAUAUUCAAUCUAUAAAGGAGUUCAUUCAUAGGCAGUCCGACACCCUAAGAGGGAGAGGAGGUUUGGCAACUAAUUCCAAUAGCAGUCCGGCUUCUGGUGUCGGUAUGGUAGCUGUUGCUGCCGCUGCUGCCGCAGCAUCAGCUGCAUCGGGAAAGACAUUUAGUACUCCUGAACUUCCAAGUUUUGAGAACUGGUUGUCUUCCAGUCAACUUAUUCUCAAGGCGUUGCUCUCUGCAAGAAGGUUUGUAAGUGAAAAAGGAAGUGGUGGAGAAGCAUGUCUUCGACGAAAUGCUACUUCGAUUCAGUUUGAAGGGAUUGCUCCGAUAGGAACUGAUACUAUAGAAGCUGCUAUAUCUUGUUUGGAAAGUGGUAGAGGCCUGAACAUGAAAUUUUCAAUGUCAUGGUGCGAGAGAGCACUGCCAGAUGCUAAGGAGAUUUACCUGAAAGAUUUGCCUGCCUGUUAUCCCACCAGCCAUCAUGAGGCACAAUUAGGCAAGGCUUUACGUGCUUUCAAAUCAAUGGUCAAGGGACCAGCUUUGCAAGCAUUUGCGAAAAGGUUGGAAGAUGAGUGCACUUCAAUUUGGAAAUCUGGGAGGCAGCUCUGUGAUGUUGUUAGUCUUACGGGGAAGCCUUGUGUGCACCAAAGACAUAACAGUGAAACCAGCAAUCUGCACUUACAGGAUGUCAUUAAGCCACAUUCCAGUGGAUUUGUUUUCCUUCAUGCGUGUGCUUGUGGUCGUUCAAGGCGGCUUCGAGAAGAUCCGUUUGAUUUUGAGAGUGCCAAUAUCAAGUUCAAUUCAUUUCCCAACUGUGAUGAAUUCCUUCCCACACUACGACUACCAAAAGCCGUCUCCAAUGCAGGACCUCUUCCGGCUUCAUCAUGGAGUCUGGUUCGUGUGGGAGGUGCAAGGUAUUAUGAUUCUUCUAAAGGCAUGCUUCAGAGUGGGUUCUGCUCCACUGAGAAAUUUCUGUUUAGGUGGAUGAUUCCUCUCAAACGGGACGAAAUGAAUAGUUCGCAGAUAGGCAUAACCCAGAAGGAAAUUUUAAUGAGGUCAACUGCAGAUCCAAAGGUGGCGCAUGUUACAGAUGAAAUGAAGAACAUUGAUACUUCUCAAUUAUUUUCAGGGCAAGCCUGCAAUGGAGGAUCAGAGAAUCAAAGAAAACCGCCAGAGAACGUUUCCUCCAAUGACCCAAAGAUAAGUUUUGGUAGAGGCCUUCCACCUUUUGCCAUGAAAAGACCUUUUUCUGAGGUUGUAGCUGGAUCGGUUUCUGUUGAUUCAGCAUUCCCUCCUCUACAGCAGAAACAACAACCAGCAACAGGUUUAGAGAAGGGUCCUAAGCAAAGGGGAAGAGAUCGAAUCGAAGAUCAAAUUUAUUCUAGGGGUGACUACCAAGAUUCUUCAAAAUCUGAUGGAACUCCUUGCCCGGAAAGCUCAGAUGGAGUUGUGAAUACCCGCAAUCCAGAUGGUGACCCUUUUCUACAGAUAGGAAGCAAUGUAGUGCCUGUAAACGUGAAUGGGGGUGUAAAGAUAAAACCAAAUACCUCUUUAAAACAUGCUGUAGUCUAUGUGGGUUUUGAGCAUGAGUGCUCGUACGGACACCGUUUUCUGUUGUCACCGAAGCAUCUCAAUGAGCUUGGCUCUUUAUAUUCCUUGCCUGAAGAAUCUCAUAGCCUUUCUUUGGAGGAUUCCGACAAAAAAAUUGAAGAUUCGUUAAACCUUAGUAAGAAUCGCAUACAUGGAAAAGUGAGAAUGAGUAAGCUGAAUGAGAAAAUGACCAACACUAAGCAGCAUAGGGAUGGAGACAUAUUGUUCUCUAGAUCAGAAGAGCAGAACCACUCUUCUACAUGUUUUGAAGGCGGCCUUAAUUUUGCUACACUUGAUGAUGGUGGAUGUGCAUAUUCCCUUUUGAAUAGGAACUUACCAAUAUACAUGAACUGCCCACACUGCAAAAUCUCUAAGAGCAAGGAGGGCCCCCAUAAGUUCAGGUUUGCAAGUACAAUAUCACAGCUUCAAAGAAUUUUUCUGGUGACACCUCCAUUUCCCAUUGUUUUAGCAACAUCCCCAGUUGUACAGUUCGAGGCCUCAUGCCUACCUCCAUCUGUUCCUGAUUGUGAGCGACAAUCACAGUUCAGCCUUGGCUAUCGAGUGAUCUUACCGCCGGAGAGCUUCUUGACAUUUAAACUUCCGUUUGUCUAUGGUGUGCAAUUGGCGGAUAAAAGUCUGCAUCCACUUAACCAUUUUGAACAUCAACCGGAACUAACUGCCUGGAUUACCAAAGGAACAACAUUGCAGGUUAUAUCAAUGGGGAGCAAUAUUGAUGAAGAAUUUCACAUGUAGAUGAAAGAGAAACAUCUGAAACAUUGUACUUAAGUCAGUAACACUUGUGGAGCAGAGCAAGCAGACUAGCGACAGCUCCAUUCAGCCUCAGGAGGAAACUAAGCCCCCCAAUGUUGGGAAAGAAAGCUUCAAUAGUAUGGACAAAAGCAACAUCUGUGACUGGAAAUCCAGGUCUGGGAGCUACAGGUGGGAUUCUUAGAGAUCAUACAGCGUACUUCAUCUUUCACUUCAGCAGUCCUCUAGGUAAGCUGGAUUUGAACCUGGGACCUUGGUGUUGAAACGCAGGCUGUCUACCUGUGACCUCAGAGAUGCUUAGGCGCUGAUUCCGCAUUUCAAUGUAAGAUCCACUACUGAUUAAUAGCCCAUGCACUCUGCAGCCUUCUCCCUGGCCUUGUUGCUGUGCACGAAGCUGGCUUUUUGGGCCUAUUUUAGCCUCAGCACCUGUAUGCAGUUGCUUCUAUUGGAUACAUGGUGGAGCUAGUAGGCCUUUAUUUCUAGCCUACACAAGCUGGCCUUUGUCUUUGGUGCCCCUUUCUAGCAAUACUGCCAUCCUGAACACAUCCUUGGCAGCAUCUCAUCAACCUUUGGGUUUAAACUGCAUGCGAGCCUACUGGUUGCAGUUUCAGCCCCCAGCUCCUUUAUAUCUCUGUAGAAGGAAAUUUUGGAGACCCAGGGAAUGCAAUCAGACUGCGGAUUUGCGUAUAAUAUUUUUUUAAAACUUGUUUCAGGUCCAGAUCCAUCUGUCUUCUUACUCAACAAGGUGUUCUGUAUCCGUUACGAUAUGCCAGUAAAUGCCAUGACCGUUACACGAUACGGGGGUAAUAUGGGGCAGUUAGUUUUUUAGAACCGUAUUGGCCGUUACGGUGGCCAUAAAGGCCGUUAUAUGGCAUAAUGACCGUUACCCCCAUAACGGUUGAAAAAUGGCCAUUUUUUUCUAUUUAAAUCUAUUUUUCUCCCCCCUCCCCGCCCUUUUUAAAAAAAAUUAUUUUUUAUUAUACUUUUCUCAUUUUAAAAACUCCUAGAUCAUUUUACAAUAGAUUUCGACCACUCUUACUAUAGUUUCUUAUAUUAAAAUUGUAGAUUGAAGUGAUUUGAGUGAAUAGAAGCUCCGAUGACCGUUUUUUUUUUUCAAAAAAUUAAAAAAGUAGUGUUUAUGCAUUUUUUCUUAUUUAUAGUUUGAAUGCUUGAUUGUGAUGUGUAAACAUUAGAUACAUAUAAUCAUGUUCACAAGUUCACUAGACAGCCCGAUACAACACUCUCACCAAAGAGUGGGCCUGUUACACUACCAUAAACAUGUUCAAAACAAAAAAAUGAAUACAUAUUUGGAAUACAUUAUUCUUGAUUUUCUAAAUAUUUUUUCAAGAUUUUUUGGGCAAAAGAAAAUUUUAAACUGUAACAGUGGUCGUAACAGUUGUUACGCCCCCGUAUUGGCCGUUACAGCAGAUACCCAUAUCGAUAAUGGUGGUGACUGUUACGGCCACCGUUACCGAUACAGAAUACCUUGUUACUCAAUGCAGCUCUUGAUCUGGUUUUCAUAUGCUGCUGCUUGAAUAGUUGCAUGUGGGUCAUAGGUGAGCAGCUACCGCAGAUAUAGAUGCUGUUUCUCAUGCAGCGUUUUGCAGAUGUUUAUUCAUGCUAUCAGCUGAUAUUUCUCCGGACAAGAUGGCCUCAUUUUUGGAUGAAGAUUUGAGUUGCAUUCUGGUUGUGGAGGGAAGCUUUUCAGAUAUCAGUUCUCAACAUGGACUUGGUCUGCAAUAGUUUCCUGUUGCAUUGCAUUGGAACUGUUUCAGUUAGUGGGGAUGGCAUUUUUUUACACCAUUUAAUCUUCAUGACAUACUAUACUCUAGAGGAAUUGCUGAAUUGGGCCAUUCUCAUUAUGGGCUGGGCUGCACUGUCUAGCUUCGUCAGGUUGGUUAUGUCGCUCGUGUCCCACUCACAUCAGAUCCAAAUGGUGCCGGUGGAUGAUGUCUAGAUUUGGGGCCUUAAAACCACUGAUUCUCCUGCUCUUCAGUGCAUGUAAUGCUAGCUGGACAAUCCUUCCAUGGUGUCUGAUGUCUCUCGAAAGCCUUGGACGUGUAGGAGCUCGUGCCUGUUUUGGAGCAGAUUGGACAUCCAUCAAAUUAAGGGAAAGAAGGUAUAGGUGAAAGGAGGAUGUUGAGAUGGAUAAGUGGCGAUACAAGUAUGGUAUUGGAAAUGAAUGCAUUCAAGGGAACUAAGGUGCGGCAUGCAUAAGAAGGAAAGUAGAUAGAUGAAUCAUGUGCAAUAGAGACUUAAGGGCCCUUUUGGCAUCUCUACUAAAUAAGAGCGUAUUUGCUUAUUAUUAUUAAUAUUAUUAUUUUUUAAAUGUCUUUUUUGGAAAAUAAAAAUAGAUUGUUUGGUAGCGUUGCAUUUAUUUAUUUUAGCGAUGAGAGGUUUUAUCUGUUAAUUCAGGGAUGGAGAGUUUACCUUAUUAUUGUUAUUGUUAUUCUUACAUCAUUGUCAUUAUCGUUAUUUUUAUUAUUUUUAA